Messenger RNA from Guyanagaster necrorhizus, 1302 nucleotides. RefSeq lists its product as uncharacterized. The transcript has 5 exons. NCBI's taxonomy places the organism in Eukaryota, Fungi, Basidiomycota, Agaricomycetes, Agaricales, Physalacriaceae. Gene Ontology annotation, cellular component: nucleus. The coding region runs from base 1 to 1302 and encodes 433 amino acids. The record is from RefSeq and is a predicted model, not a curated record.
AUGUCGGACUUCACCCUUGUCGAGCCCGCCGGCUGGACGCUCUCGCUGCAGUCGAUAUACUCAGCAUACAUUGGGUACUUCCAGAUUCACGGUAUCCCUUGGUACGAUCGGUCCUGGGGCCAUCUUUUCUCCUCUUUCGGCGAUUUCCUGUCCUUUUCGUGGCCUGUGAUUAGCUUGACCGAUGCAACGACGGGGAAAGCGCAUAUAGUGACGAGGCCGGGGUCAUUGAAUGCAUUUCUCAAGAUGGUCAAGACGCGAUUCGGUGAGACACUCCCUAUACCGCCCAAUAUAUUGCAUGUCACGCCUUUCUCUGGUGCUUCACGACAUAUGAGACAUGUCAAUGACUGGACCGGGUACAAGAAAUUGCAUGCGACCUUACCCGCCUCGGAAUUGGCUGCGAUCAGGACACGAAUUCGAGCAGGCGAUCCAACGGCCAUCGUGCCUCUCUGGACAGCGCGCGACAAGACUUACCUCACGUUGUCGUUUGCAUGGAGUGAGCGAAACGAGAAGAGUUGCCUAGAGUGGGGGUAUGCUGCGGUUCGGUGUUCGGUCCUGGCCUCACAAGGACAAUGGCCUCCCGUCCCAGAUGAAAAUUAUCGGAAAGGACAUUACAUAACUGAAGAAUACGCCGACCAGGUCAUUAAUCGCAUCAACCCGACCUUCCCAUGGUCGUAUGCGUUCGGAGAUUCACAAGUCAUUGGAAAGUCCAGCAUUUCCCAGGUUGUCGAGGCCGUAGUCUCUAGCCUUGCGUCGCCUGAUUCUGAUACGACUCCCAACAAUCUCGUCCUCGUCAUCCAUGGCUCCGCCGAGGUCAUCCCACGUCUUCAACGGAUGGGCGUCAAGCUACCACACAAUCUGCACAUCAUCGACACUGCAUCCUUCGAGCGUACGCUUUUCGCUUCAGGGAAACGUGGCAUCAUGGAAGGCCGACAAGCCGGCUCCUCGAUGACUCUCGAUGGUCUUAUCAUGACUCUCGCACCUGGUUUGGCCAGCAUACCGCGCAACACCGGCAACGAGACCUUUCUAGGUCUGUUUGCCCUUCAAAUGCUCCUCGAGCCUGAAGGCGUUCGGAUGCCGACUGUGAAUGUCAAGAACGUCACUGCUGGAAUGAGGCAUUCGAUGAUCAUGAAUUCGAAGAAUGGCGCUGGGAUUACUCCCACGGAUUUGGGUAUACCUGUAGAGGAAUUUGGACAGAUGAAGUUGGGGCCGGGGAGGUCGGGAUCUAGAUCGCCUGGAAGGCAGCUUGAUAUCACGGAUAACAGGAAGUCGAGGAGGCUAAGUGGGUUUGUGUUGGCGCGGUAA